AACACUUUGGUAUCUCAUCGAAGUAACAUCGUGCUCUAAAGAGUGUAUUCCAGAGUCAUUAUUAACUAAAAAUCCAUUAGAAAUCACAAAAUUAUUGUUUUUUGAGUGUGUGCCUUGACAGUUUUUUAAUUUGUUAUACCAGCUUAUUGAUUGGUUUCUGAAUCCUAGAAGAAUAUUUUAUUAUUUUCGAAGAAUUUAUUCAGAAUUACGAUGUUUCGCUUGAUAUUUGCACUAUAGCUUUUCUAUUACAUAUACGUGGAGAUGAAAAUUCACCCUAUGAAUUAAUACCUAUAGCGACACCAAUAUUACGAGAAGAGCUGUUUCAAGCCAAACUUUACCAUGAGAUUUGGACGACGAUCCAUUUUGUCGACAUACUUGAGUUUGAAAGCCAUGCAAAUGAGAUUUGGCUUGGAUUCGAUUUAGAUCCAGUAUUAUGGGGAUGGAAGAGAACGAGUAAUAUACUACUACCUAUUAUGAAUCCUAAACCAGUUGCACCAAUCGAAUUACUAGAGAUGUUCUAGUAUCGCCAAGGCGUCCCUUGCAGUUUAUCUGGCAUGCUCAGAAGCAAACAGAGCUGGCGUUGAUUCAAAUUAAUGUCUUAUCCGGCACGCGUGCACGCACAAUACUGCCUGUGUCUGUGUCAUUGGCAAGAAACCGACCAGUCUUAACAGAACUACUGCCUUGCUAACAUCACAGCUUAGAAACGAUCGAAGAUGUCAGUAAAGGUGGAAAAAGUUGCUCCAGCUAUUGAACUUGGCGAAGGUCCUCAUUGGGAUGUUAAAACCAAUAAAUUGUAUUACGUAGAUAUAAAUGCUCAAAAAAUUUUGAGACUAGAUCCUGUCACUGGAAAUAUCACAUCCGCUUAUUUGAAGGAUGGGCCAGUCGGUGUCGUUAUUCCAGUGGAGGGUACUACGGAUAAACUAGUUGUAGGAUGCGGCAGAGACGUAGUUUUGGUAACUUGGGACGGAGAAAAUGAUACAACUAGUCCUCCGGUCAAAAAGCUUUUAUCUUUAGAUACUGACCGCACGGACACAAGAAUAAAUGAUGGGAAAUGUGAUCCCGCUGGUCGCUUUUGGCUGGGCACAAUGGCGCUAGAAGUAAAUGAUGCUAUUGAACCCGACCGCGGCACUUUUUAUGCAGUGGAUCAAGAUCUGAAUUUAAGGAAGAUUAUUUCUCCAGUUUCCAUUAGUAACGGAUUGGCCUGGAGUUUACAAAACGAUGUUAUGUACUAUAUUGAUUCAAUGUCGUAUCAAAUUUGGGCUUACGAUUAUAAUCACAAAGACGGAGCAAUAAAUAAUAAGAGAGUUAUUUUCGAUUUGAAGAAAAACAAUAUUAAUGGAUUACCUGACGGAAUGACGAUAGAUGCUGAUGGUAAUCUAUGGGUUGCUUUGUUUAAUGGAGGCGCUGUAAUUCAAAUAGAUCCAAAAAAUGGUAAGCUAUUGCGAAAGGUCGAAUUACCAGUUGACAGGAUUACCAGUGUCGCGUUCGGGGAUCCUCAGUUUGAUACAUUAUAUGUAACUACUGCACAUGUUGGUAUGACUGCUGAAGAGAAAAAAAGUAAGCCAAACUCUGGAAGUCUUUAUGCAAUUAAAGGUCUUGGUGUUAAAGGUUGUCCUCCAACAAAUUUCAAAUAUAGUUAUUGACAAAUAUUUGUUAUUAACAUUAUCUGUACAUAUAUAUGUACUCUUUAAUAAAGAAAAAUAAGUUCAGCCUAA
Messenger RNA from Nasonia vitripennis (jewel wasp), 1715 nucleotides. Its product is annotated as regucalcin. The coding region runs from base 714 to 1643 and encodes 309 amino acids. Lineage: Eukaryota; Metazoa; Arthropoda; Insecta; Hymenoptera; Pteromalidae. Gene Ontology annotation, molecular function: calcium ion binding; enzyme regulator activity; gluconolactonase activity. Gene Ontology annotation, biological process: L-ascorbic acid biosynthetic process. The record is from RefSeq and is a predicted model, not a curated record. The transcript is spliced from 9 exons.